This is a messenger RNA of Rubroshorea leprosula, 2174 nucleotides long. The record is from the annotation of a GenBank genome assembly. NCBI's taxonomy places the organism in Eukaryota, Viridiplantae, Streptophyta, Magnoliopsida, Malvales, Dipterocarpaceae.
AGGUACACAGCUUCUUCUUCCGUCCUGAUAAUCGUAUCCUAAAUCACACUGAAUCUUGGAUUCAAAGACUUCAGGGAUGGAAAGUUUCUUCAGAAUGAUUCUUUUUCUUUUUUGCUUUGUCUUGAUAGUGAGGGUUACAGAGCUCCAUGCUACCAGAGAUGAAUGCCAACCCACAAAGUGCAAUCACCAUACCAUCAGAUUCCCAUUCCGACUUAAGGGGCAGCAACAACCGGAAAACUGCAGCUAUCCUGGAUUUGAACUAUCCUGCAUAGACAAAAACCAAACUGUGCUAGAGCUGUCGCGAAAUGUGAAGUUCUUGGUAAAGCGUAUAGAUUACAGAGCACAGUGGAUUCAGUUAUAUGACCCCCAGGGAUGCCUCGCGAGGCAGCUUCCCAAUAAUUUAUCUGCAUUUCCCUUCCUGGAUUACAGCGACCAACCUCAAAAAUACACUAUUUUCAAUUGUUCAGGCGAAGGACAAAUGACAGAAAGAGAUGAAUCCCACGCUAUUCCUUGCCUAAGCAUCCAAGGAUUCCAAGUUGUAGCUCUUCCUUCCGAUUCUACAGAAGUUGCUAAUUUGUUAAAUUGCACCAGAACGCUAUUAAACAUUUCGGUAACACAAAUGUUUAGUGGUAUGUUGUAUGACGGGACAAAGGAUGUUUAUUUGAGUUGGGAAAAACCAGACUGCAGAGGAUGUGAAGUGGAAGGCAGGAAAUGCAGACUGAAGAAAAAUAAUAGUACUACAGAGGAUAAGACAGAGUGUCAUGGUCCAUCCAAGAAAGAAAGAGAUAGACCGAAAAAACUGAUGGCUACAGGAAUAAUCCUAGGUUCCUGUCUUCUUGGAAUAAUUGUCUUUGCACUUUACCGCAUUCACCAUUCAUACAAAACAAAGAAAGAGGGCCAACUCAAGAUUGAAAAUUUUUUGGAGGAUUACAAAGCUCUCAAACCCUCGAGAUAUUCUUAUGCUGAUAUCAAGAGAAUAACAGAUCAGUUCAAGGACAAACUUGGAGAAGGGGCCUAUGGAACAGUUUUCAAAGGGAGACUUUCCAAUGAUGUUUUGGUCGCUGUCAAGGUCCUCAACAAUUUCAGAGCGACUGCAGAAGAGUUCAUUAAUGAAGUGGGAUCAAUGUGUAGAAUCCACCAUGUCAAUGUUACUCGCUUGAUUGGAUUUUGUGCAGAUGGAAAUAAAAGAGCUCUUCUUUAUGAGUACAUGCCAAACGAGUCCUUAGAGAAGUUCAUAUUUGUAGCCAGAAAUAAAGAUCGUUUCCUCAGUUGGGAGAAGCUUCAAGAUAUUGCUAUGGGAAUAGCCAAAGGAAUUGAGUACCUGCACCAAGGUUGCGACCAACAAAUCCUUCAUUUUGAUAUCAAGCCUCACAAUAUCUUGCUAGACCAAAACUUCAAUCCAAAGAUCUCGGACUUUGGUUUAGCAAAGCUGUGUUCCAAGGAACAAAGCGCUGUUUCUAUGACAGCAGCCAGAGGAACAAUGGGAUAUAUUGCUCCUGAGGUACUGUCUAGGAACUUUGGAAAAGUGUCAUAUAAGUCAGAUGUUUAUAGUUUUGGAAUGCUAUUGCUGGAAAUCGUAGGAGGAAGAAAGAAUAUUGAUGUCACAGUGGAGAGUACGAGCCAAGUUUACUUCCCGGAAUGGGUGUACAAUUGCUUGGACAGAGGAGAAUUUGGGAUUAUAAUUGAAAGUGAGGUGCAUGCCAAGAUGGCAAAAAAACUUACAAUUGUUGGACUUUGGUCAGUUUGGUGCAUUCAGUGGUACCCAGCAGACCGUCCAUCAAUGAAAGCUGUAGUACAUAUGUUGGAAGGAGAAGUUGAUAGUUUGACAGUGCCACCAAAUCCCUUUGGCCAUGCAGAUGGUGUGCAAAAAAUAGGUGUCAACAUCCCUAAGAAACCAAUUAAUAGAGAACUAGAAGUUAUCUCUGAAUUAGAAUAAUUGUAAUGUAUUCUAGAUCUACGUCUAAGUGGUUCUUUUACUUUUCCUAGUGCGUCUAUCCAUAUAAAGUAAGGACUUAAUAUUGAGUGCUAAAUGUUUUAUACAAUCAUUAAAAGGAUUGUAUAUUAACUUAACCAUCUAUCUGUGGAAUAUGGAAUGUUUUAUAAGAAGGUUUUUCCUCCCUCUUUUCUUUUAUCUUCUUUCUUUUUAAUCCAUCAAGACCUAUUCCAUGAUUUUU